Molecule: messenger RNA, 953 nt
Organism: Trichoplusia ni (cabbage looper)
Lineage: Eukaryota; Metazoa; Arthropoda; Insecta; Lepidoptera; Noctuidae
Product: pyrimidodiazepine synthase-like
Exons: 5
Coding region: 152-916 (254 amino acids)
Biological process (GO): glutathione metabolic process
Cellular component (GO): cytoplasm
Molecular function (GO): glutathione transferase activity; glutathione dehydrogenase (ascorbate) activity
Source: RefSeq, a predicted model, not a curated record
CCUCCCCCGACCGGUUGACUUGGUAAAGGUAUUAGUAUUACAUUACAUUAUUAUCUUGCCAGGCGCACGAACUAGCUGGUUGGCGAGCCGCAGUAAAUAAUAUCUGAAUUCUGAAACCUAUUACUUCGCAUAAUAUUCCUUUAAAUUCAAAAUGUCCGAGAAACAUUUACAAACCGGCGAUGUCUUACCUCCGUACAGCGGCAAAUUGCGGGUGUUUGCCAUGAGAUUCUGCCCUUACGCCGAGCGAACUGUGCUUGUGUUGAAUGCUAAGAACCUGCAGUACGAUUUAGUUUUCGUUAACUUGGAUCACAAACCCGAAUGGCUUUUCAAUUUUAGCCCCAAAGGUACUGUACCAGCUCUGGAAUAUGAGCAGGGCAAAGCAAUAUUUGACAGCAACAUUAUAAACUUCUAUCUUGAUGAGAAAUACCCUGAGCCAGCUCUCCAAUCAGCAGACCCACUGCGCAGGGCUCAAGACAAAAUUAUUGUAGAGCUGUUUGCUUCGGUUCAGUCAGCAUUUUACACAGCUGCUUACAAUGCCCAGAACCUGCAACCAGAAAUGGUGGAGAACUACCACAAGGGCCUUGAAAGUCUGCAGAAAGAGCUUGUGGCUCGUGGCACUAAGUACUUACACGGUGACACCCCCGGAUUAGUGGAUUUCACCCUUUUCCCAUUCUUUGAACGUUUUGAGGCCUUGCCACUUAUUGGCAAACCAGAAUUUGCUUUGGACAAAGCCAAAUACGAGGCACUGGUUAACUAUAUUGAUGCCAUGAAGACGGUCCCAGCUGUGAAGAGUUACUAUCUGACUGCAGAGACUCAUGCUAAAUUCAUGGAGUCCCGUAACAAAGGUGACGCUAACUACAACAUGUUGGACACCAGUGAUGUCUGCUGCAUGCGCCCACGGAAGAAGAAGGAAUAAAAAAUAUUAAAAUUCGUUUCACAAACCAGUAAUAAUA